Chara braunii is the source of this 1292-nucleotide messenger RNA. The record is from the annotation of a GenBank genome assembly. NCBI's taxonomy places the organism in Eukaryota, Viridiplantae, Streptophyta, Charophyceae, Charales, Characeae.
GCGGUCCGUUGCACAUACCGGAAGUCGAACGGCCGACUGUGGCUAUAGCUGUGGGAGUGGGUGUGCUUACGCUACGGGGAUUAGGAUGAUGGCCACAAUGGCACUGCUGGAGGACACUGUGAUGUCACAAUGGCUUGCUGGACCCCCGGGACCGCCAUUUGAUCGAACCCAGCUUUUGAAAGAUCUGGGCAUCUACAUAGCGGUCUGGACAGGGAUCUUCCUUUUACUGCGGUUUGUUCUGCUUCGAGCAAGGACGUACGACUUCUGUAACCGAGCUGUCUCCAUCUGCCAUGUGGUAGCUGCAGUCAUUCUCUCCAUGCGCUCUGUGGAGGACCCGCUCGAUCCUCUUGCCAAAGUUGGAGGUCCAAACUCGCCCAAGCAAAUGCUGGCGCUGAAUGUUAGCUUAGGGUACUUCAUUUAUGACUUCUUCGGGUGCUUUUUUGACUUGAAGAUCGACGUACCAAAUGCGAUUCAUCACAUCUUUAGCAUACUUGGACUCGCUUUUGGGUUAUGGAGAGAGCGGUGCGGCACAGAACUCAUCGCAUGUCUGUGGUUGAUGGAGCUUUCAAGCCCCUGCAUGCACAGCCGGAUAUUUUUGAAAGAGCUCGGGUAUAAGGACACCACGCUCUCGCUGGUCAACGAGGUCAUUUUUGCCCUUGUGUUCACUUUCGCAAGAAUGGUGGUUGGCCCUGUUGUCGUCGCGGCAACGCUUACAUCGAACAGUGCAUUAGGAGUGAAGCAGGAGUUGCAGGUUAGACUGCAGCAGGAGCAGGCGCUGCUUGCAGAACUUGAGAGACAGGAGGCAGCCGAGCUGGAGGCUGCAACAGAUGCCUCACGUAGUGAGUACCUGUUGGAACAGCUGACCAAGGCCAUGUAAGAUGAGCGUUGCACUCAGGUGGCCAGGAACUUGGCGGAGUGGGUCAUUUUGGAACACAAAGCCACCAGUUCCUAUUUCACCAACUGGGAUGAUCGCAUGGGCCCCCAUUUUCCCAAAAAUCCUUGGCACACCCCUUGUCGCACUUCCAGGCCCACAUCCUACUCCGAUCAGGAAGUCGCGUUGGGCGUGAGGUUGGUAUCGGAGCCCGACACGUGGCCGGGUUGUAGGAUUAACAACACGAUAAUUGAGCGAUCUCGCUAACCGAGGGCGACCUCGACCCCGAAACGCGCAUUGACACGACCCCGUCGUCACUAGAAGCAGAUUGGCUAAUCGACGGGCGGCCAACAUGAACGCUAAUCCACAGAAUCCAAAUCCGCAGCAGAACCCCAAUCAGCAACAAAAUCCUAACCAACCC